Molecule: messenger RNA, 6170 nt
Organism: Sipha flava (yellow sugarcane aphid)
Lineage: Eukaryota; Metazoa; Arthropoda; Insecta; Hemiptera; Aphididae
Product: zinc finger protein 91-like
Exons: 5
Coding region: 1021-6060 (1679 amino acids)
Biological process (GO): regulation of transcription by RNA polymerase II
Cellular component (GO): nucleus
Molecular function (GO): DNA-binding transcription factor activity, RNA polymerase II-specific; RNA polymerase II transcription regulatory region sequence-specific DNA binding
Source: RefSeq, a predicted model, not a curated record
UAUUUCUAAAAGCAGAAAAAUAAUUUUUAGUGGAUGUACCCAACUAAAAAAAAAAAAGGAAAAAAUAUACUAAUCCUAAACCUUGCAAAUUAAUUAAAAACUUAAAACGAACGCUAAGUGAAAAACAGUUGUGCCGCUCCGACAUGUCGUGUUUUGGAAACCACCAAACGAAAUAGGUCGCGUCUAGGAAACCGUACCUUGUACCUGUAAUACUUGGUGCGUCUACUCAAGAAUGCGGAAAUUAGUUACUAUCACGAAUUAAGAUAUGUUUUUAAAUAUAUAUAAAUCUUAAUUUUUUGGCAUAAUUAAUUACAACGGGAUGAAAUGCCUCACGUUCAGUGACCAUGUUAUCAGCGAGAAGCGCGAUCAUCGACGGAACUGAUCAACUACAACCACGGUUUUCAAGAACGCGACAACACCCGCUGUCACAGAACACCGGUAACAACAAUGCGGUAUAAUAUUAACAAUCUCUCUUCCACACAUUCUGUGCGUGCAUCGCUUACGGUAUUAUUAUCUUACUCUGUGGUGGUACUAUACUUGUCCGCUGCACAACGGAAUAGAUCGAGUACGCUGCAAGCCUGAUGGUGUACUGCACUAUUUCGUGCUUUCGCCGUCGAGGUACUGCGGUCGUUUUAUGGGAGUCAGCAACAGAUUUCCUGAACUGGAUCGGAUCUUUAUCAAAUAUUAAUUUUUUUUUUUUUCUCACCAACGCGAAAACCAGUUCCGGACCACGGAACACCGCCGUACAUUGAUCCGUUUCGACGUCACAACGAGCCGGCCGUUUGCGGCUUCAGUGGUUGGCCAUUUCUACACAUAAUCCGCGGACAUUACGAGAACGUAAUAUGGCACCCCGCUAUGUGUUCAAUGGUAUGGUGAACAGCGUCUGUACGACCGCCAAUCGAAUUAACCCGUCGAAAAAAAUUGGUACCAUCGCGUUUUACUGUUGGUAUUUUUUCCUCGAAAUAAAUGUUACUAUAUUUCGAUGCUUUAUCCUGUGUACUGUGAAGAGGUUAUUUUUAAAUGACUUCGAAGAAAGACGCAAUCCAAGUUGAUCUCAUUGAUGAAUCUAUCAAUGUUAUUAAUAAUAUAAAGAUUGAAGACUCAAUUGAUGAACAUUCAUCAUGUCUAUUUGUUAAUAGUACAGCUAUGAUUUCUGAAGAUACAGAUAAAAUAAUUAAACAUGAAAAAGAUGUAUUGGAUGAUGGUAUGUGGGAAAGUACAAUGGAAAUUCAAAAAUCCACAAAUCAAAAUAACUUGAUGGGACCUAUAAAUCAGAAUGUAUCCAACUAUAAAUCUGACUUAAAUCAUGAAAAUACAACUCCUAAGAAUACAUUUUCCUGUAUAAUUUGCAAAGAAAGCUUUCCUUUGCAUUUUCAACUAAAGAACCAUAUGAUAAAUCAUAAAAAAUCAUCUCAAGUCUAUAGAAAUGUAAAUAAAUGCAAACUUUGUGGAAAACAAUUUAAACUAAACUUUAGUUAUAAUAGGCAUGUUGAAAAAUGUAAUUUAUUUGAAUGUGAAAUAUGUGGAGAUUUUGUUAAAAAAACAGAAUAUACUGAACACAUGCAAACUCAUGAAGGUGGAUGCUCUGGGAAUAAAAUUGAUUUUAUUCCUAAUUUAAAAUUGUGUAAACUAAAUGGUGUUUGGAAAAGUAAACCAAAUUGUAUUUAUAAAUGUAAAAGUUGUUUUGAGAAGUUCUAUACUAAAAGUAACUUGAUAGAACAUAUGAAAAAACAUAAUGAUAAUGAUAGUUGUACAUUGAAUGAAGAUUUUUUAAAGUAUAAAUCUGUUCCUAAAUCAAAAUUGACUAGAAAUCCAUUUAAAUGUCAGAAGUGUAAUCUAAGGUUUGACAAACAAUAUAUAUUAGACCGUCAUUUAACUCAUUGUACUGCAAAUUCUAGUAAAAUAUGGAAUAAAUUUCGUGGUAACGUCAAGACUAAUACAAAAAAAGCAUUUUUUUGCAAAAACUGUGGAAUAGGUUUUAAUACCCGUUUGUUACUGAAUAAUCACAUUGUUUUGGGUUGUAAAAGUUGCAGUAACAAAGAUUCUUGGUUUAAAAAUAUGUUAAAAAAUAAAAAUCUUAAACAGUCUAUAAAAUCUAAUAUAAAUAAAAUGCAUAAUCAAAAUAUAAACAAUAAUGAUGGUCAUAUAAUGAAAAAUAAUUCAAACGUCACUAAAAGAUCUGAUCAAAUAGAUACAGUCCACAGAAAUAAAUCAACUAUAAUGUCACAUAAUUUAAAGAUGAAUAUUUCUGAUCUAAAUAUAAAGAAAGAAAAAAUAUCAUCUUCUAAUGUCAUAGAAAUAGAUUGUACCGAUCAAACAAUUGCAACUAAUAGUGAUGAAUCUACAUUACAAACAGUACCUCAGUAUUUCAUGAUGAAUGAUUAUAUUUCAAAUGUAAAGAAAGAAAGAGACCCUUGUACAAAUACUACUGAAAAAAAUAAGUUAGAUCUAAUAAAUGCAACUAAUUAUAAUGAAUCAACAUCUAAAACAGUUUCACAUAAUGUAACAACAAACAAUUGUAGUUCAAGUAAAAAGAAAGAAAAAACAGAGAUUGGAAACAAUUGUCAUAAAAUAUAUACUGCCAAUAGUUAUGAAUCAACUUUAUCAUUAGUUCCAAGUAAUUCAGUAGUAAAUGAUAGUAGUCAAAGUUUAAAGAAAAAUGAAAUUAUGAAUACAUUCACCUCUAUUAGAAAAAAUUCUGAUCUAAUGAUUGUUAGGAAUAAUUCAAAUAUUACAAGAAUAAACAGUUCAGAUCAAAUAAAUGCAGGAAAUAGUAAUGCACCGAACAUACAACCAAAAUCUCUUGCUUCUGUAAUGUAUGAUCAUAGUCUAAAUAUAAAGAAAGAAAAAAAUGAAAGGCUUUGCAGGAGAAAUGUCACAGAAAUAAAUGGUAAUGCAUCAACUUUACUAAUUUCAGAAUAUUCAACAGUUAAACAAGAGCAUGUUACUUUAAAUGAUAAUGAUCACUUCUCAAUUACACCAAGAGAAACUGAUUAUUUGUCUAUAAGGAAAUUGUCUGACAUUGAAAAAAUACCUUAUAAUACCAAUGAUUGUAACUUGAAGUCAGCAUUCCAAAGUAAUUUUAAGUUUCUAUGUAAAAUUUGUAAUAAAUCAUCAUUUAGUGAUGUACAUACAUUUGCAUUGCACAUGAGUGAUCAUGCUGAAUGUAGCAUUCAUGAGUGUAUUGUAUGUAAUGAAAUUUUCAGUACUGUACUUCUUUGGAAAAAUCAUAUGACUUACCAUCAAGAGAAAGUAGAUUUAAAUUUAUCGAAAACCCAAUUAAAUUGUAUAGAUAUUGAAUCUAAUGUUUUAAGCAUUAAUAAUUCGGAAAGCAUAAUACCUCAAGCAUGUUCAACAACCUUCAGAAAUAAACGAAAUAAACAAGUAAAAUCAAUUUCUAAAUUAAUAUCAAAAUUUAAAAACUCACGUUACAAAAAUGUAAAAAACUUUGCCAAAAUGUCUAAAAAACAGUAUCAGUGUGAUAUAUGUUCAAAACAUUUUUAUUCUCAUCUCACAUUAACGGUGCAUCAAACUGUUCAUAAUAUUUCAAGACCAUUCUCCUGUAAGUAUUGUAACAGAACUUUUUCAUCUAAGGGUCCUUGUACAAAUCAUGAAAAGUCACAUAAAUCUGAUAAAAAUAGUUUGCUUAAAACUGAAAAUGAAGAGGAAUGUGGACCUAUUGAAACCUUAAAUGACAUAAAAAGUGCAGUAAACAAUGUUUACACAUUUUCUUGUAAAUAUUGUGAAAGAACAUUUUCUUCCCGAGGUCCAUGUACAAAUCAUGAGAAGUCACAUAUCUUAAAUAUAAAUAAUUUAUCCUCGUACAACAUUAAAGAUAAAGAACAUAUUGACUCUGGAUCAGUUGAAUCCCAAAACAGCACAAAUGUAGGAAAUAAUUAUGUUGACAAAUUUUCUUGUAAUUAUUGUGAUAGAACAUUUUUAUCAAAGGGUGCAUGUACAAAUCAUGAGAAGUCACAUAAAUCUGAUAAAAAUAAUAUGCUUAUAACUGAAAAUGAAGAGGAUUAUGGACCUAUUGGAACCCUAAAUAACAUAAAAAGUGCAGUAAAAAAUGUUAACACAAUUUCUUGUAAAUAUUGUGAAAGAACAUUUUCUUCCAGAGGUCCAUGUACAAAUCAUGAAAAGUCACAUACCACAUCUUUAAAUUAUCUUAACCUAUAUAAUAUUGAAGACAAAGAACAUAUUAAAUUAAGAUCAAUAGGAAAUUUACAAAUUCCUAAAGAAGAAGAACCUAUUGUAACUCAAAAUAAAAUUGAAACAGAAAAUGGCAGUGUUGACAAUCAUGAAAAUAAAGAUAAAGUUGAUAAAUUUGUUUGUUUUAUUUGUAAAAAGAUAUUUACUAAGCAUUGUUCCUUGAUAAACCACAUUAUGUUUUUGCAUAAAGCAGAUCCAAAUUCACCUGAACUGCUUGUUAAUUUAAAUAAUAUGAGUAACACCAACAGUACAUUAUCUAAAAAUACAACAAAAAUGAAUAAGUUGAAAAAAGGGAAGAAAAAAUUAGUUGGAAAUAGUAGAUUUACAAAUAAACCAAUAGCAUGCACUAUAUGUAAGAAACAUUUUGUACAUAAUGGUGCCCUAUUUAGUCAUAUGAAUUCUCAUACAGAUCUUAAACCAUACAAAUGUCAGUAUUGUGACAAAAAGUUUAAUAUGAAAGGCCCUUUGACUCUCCAUGAGAGAACUCAUAAAUUCAAUAGAGGAACAAAUAAUAAUAAAAUUUUAAAUAAAGUAAAAAUAGAACCUAAUGAGGAACAAGAUAUUGGAAAUAGUGACAAUUUUGAGCUUGCUACAAAAAUAUUUAAUUCAAUUGAUAACAAUGACAAUCCAUUUGACACUUAUGACAAUAAGCAAAAUCGUAUGUGGUUUGCUUGUGAUGUAUGUGAUAAGAAAUUUUCUACUCCAUUUAAAUUGAUAAUACACAGAAAAUCAAAUUGUCAUGUUGAACCAUAUGUAUGUAAAAUUUGUAAUAGGUCUUACUCUGUGAGACACCGUUGGAAUAGACAUUUAAAAUCUCACUACAUACGGAACAAACUGAUCAAAAAUUCAAAAAAAAAUAGACAAACAAACAAUUUUAAAUUGGAUACUAAUAAACUAUUUGUUAAACCUGUACAACUGAAAAAUCAGUAUAAAUGUAGUUACUGUAAAAAAGAAUAUAGUUCAAUAUCGUAUUGGAAAAAACAUUUGUCAUUGAGUAAAGAGUGUCGUCGGCAUUGUAAACAUGGUCUUCCAGAAUUUAGGUCAAUUCAAGCAAAAGAUAAAUUCUUAAAAACUGAGACUAAAGUAUUUGAAUGUCAUGUUUGUAAAAAAACAUAUAGCACUGCCUACAAUCGAAAAAUUCAUCUUAUAAAUAUUCACAAAAUUUCAGAAAAUGUCAGUGAUACUCAAUGUAAGAUAUGUGGUAAAAAUUACAGUAAUAAAGCUAAUUUAAGUAGACAUUAUUCUGUAAUACACACAAAGGGUAAUAAAUGUAUUAAUUGCACUGACUGUGGAAGAACAUUUAAACACAUAUAUUCUUAUCAAGAACAUGUAAGAAUUAAAUCCUUAAAGUUGCAACAAAGUAACAAAGCAAUGAGUAAUACUAAUAGAAAUUUAACACAGCACAUUAUGGAAAAUAAUAAAUGUAAUAUUGUGAAAUAUUCUUGUAAAAUAUGUAAAAUGGAAUUUGCUCAUAAAAUAAUGUUACAGAGACAUUCAAAGACACACACAGUUACCAUGUAUAAAUGUAAAGACUGUAAUCAGUUAUUUAAAUCAAAUAUUAUUUUGAGCAAGCAUAUUUUGAAAAAUCACAGUACUAAGAUUUCAUUGAAUAAAGGCAAAUAUAUUGAAGACAAUGCUAUUCAAAAUACUACACAAUCAAAAAAAGAGGUACCAGCUCAAUGUAAAAUUUGUUUCAAAGUUUUAAAAACAGUAAAAUAUUUAUCUCAUCACAUGAGAUUACAUUCUGGUAUCAAACCAUUUAAAUGUGACUUUUGUAAUAUGGCUUUCCGAUUUAAAUCAAAUUGGAGGAUUCAUAGAAGAAAACACCAUUUAGAAAAUAUGUCUUAAUUAGUUUUGUGUUCUCUAUUAAAAUAUAUAUUAUUAUAUUUUUGGUUUUAAAAUCUGCUUAUUAUUUUAGCUAUUGAUGUAAUAUUGAGUUAUAUUUAAAACUUUGUUGG